GCCCCUGCGCCCGUCUAUUUAAACCCGCACAGCCGUAGAAUACAAUCGAUCAAGCAGAAACUCGAUCUGUAUACUGCCUUCUGAGCUAUAGCUAGCAAAGGUAGAAGUAGAACCGGCCAUGGCGACCAAGGAGGAGAAGGCGUUCUGCUCUGUUGUCCUGCUGGUCUCCUUCGCGCUGGCCGCGGCGGAGGCCAGGGCCAUGCCGCCGCCGCCGUCUGCUGCGGCCUCGCUUCCGGUUGAUCCGGCCUGGAACGGAGGAGGGGGAAAGGGGGCGGGGUCGGAGGAGGAGGAGAAGAACCUGUUCGUGGGCGUGGGCGGCAUGGGCGACCUCCCGGGGCUCCCGGCCGUGGGCGGCGGCUACGGCGGCGGCUUCGGCAACAACGGCGCUGGCGUCUUCAGCGGCGUCACCGGCCCGCUCGGCGGCGUCGGCGGCGGCGUCGGGAGCGUCGGCCCCGUCGGCGGGGUCAUCGGCGCCGGGGGUACCGGUAGCGGCAUCCCCUUCGGCGGGUUCGCAGGCGGAAGCGGCGCAGGUGCGGGCGGCGGCAAUGUCACGCCUUGAGAUCGAGUCUCGUACGUGUUGGUCUCGCGACCUAGCCAAGGACGUACGCGCGUGUUGGAUGUCGUGGGAGUAUAUAUGUACGUAUAUACGUGCUGCACUUGCACCGUAUACGUACAUGCGUAUGUGUACUUGGGCCUGCAGGUGUGUUGUGUACACGUGCCGUGGUACGAACUACGUACGGGGUACGUAGUUUGCUUGUAUCGUCGUCGUAUUUGUGGGUGUACGUGUAUGCGUGUCGCAGGGCAGGGAGAGUUUGGACCGUUAUGUCUGUGUACAAGUUAAGUUAGGGUCUUAAUUAGAUCUCUACGGCUGUGUGUGUGGUUGUGUUUUGUUAUGUGUCUACGUACUCAUGUACUAUGUGUCAAGAGAGCCAGACUAGCUAGUUAAUGAUGGAGAAUCAAUGUCGUGUUGUCUU
Messenger RNA from Brachypodium distachyon (stiff brome), 974 nucleotides. Its product is annotated as glycine-rich protein 23. Bases 119 to 559 code for a protein of 146 amino acids. The transcript has a single exon. NCBI's taxonomy places the organism in Eukaryota, Viridiplantae, Streptophyta, Magnoliopsida, Poales, Poaceae. The record is from RefSeq and is a predicted model, not a curated record.